This is a messenger RNA of Triticum aestivum (bread wheat), 2170 nucleotides long. Its product is annotated as protein RETICULATA-RELATED 1, chloroplastic. The record is from RefSeq and is a predicted model, not a curated record. Gene Ontology annotation, biological process: plant organ development. The transcript has 8 exons. Lineage: Eukaryota; Viridiplantae; Streptophyta; Magnoliopsida; Poales; Poaceae. Gene Ontology annotation, cellular component: chloroplast inner membrane. Bases 135 to 1631 code for a protein of 498 amino acids.
CAAAACAACUCCAAGAGAGCAGAUAAGCCCCUCUUCGUGCCGCGGCGCUUCGGCUUCGAAGGCAGGCAGCCAAGCCCCACCGCCGGCGGAGCCACCAACGCCACCAUCCCAUCCAUCCCAUCCCGCCGCCACCCAUGGCCUCCGCCGCCUCCCUCGCCGUCUCCCACCACGGCCUCCUCGCCGCGCCCGCCCGCUCGCAGCCCCGCCCGCCCGCCCGCUUCGUCCGCUUCCCCCGCACCCGCCUCCGGGUCGCCGCCGUCUCCUCGUCCUCCUCGCCCCCCUCGCGGUGCGACCGCGACCGCGACCGCGCCGCGGCUGGCCUCGAGCGGUGCCUGGCCGCGACCCCGGCGCCGGCCUCCGGCCCGCCGGAGAUGAAGGGCGGGAGGCAGCGCGGCUCGUUCGGGGCCGCCACGCUCCAGAAGGCGAAGCUUGACCUCUCCCAGAAGAGGCUCAAAGGCGUCCAGCCCGAGCUGGCAACUGGUGGUGGUGGUGGAGACAAUGGGAAACGAAUUGGCUAUGGUGGUGGUAAUAGUGGAGAUGAUGAUGGUGAUGAUGAUGAUUACUUUGAAGACUCUGACGAUGGAGAUGAAGAAAGUGGAUUUUUCAGAAGGCGUAUUAUUAUACAAGAGCUUUUUAAGAGGGAGUUUGUUGAUGCCGUUCUUCAAGAGUGGUACAAGACAAUGAGUAAUUUGCCGGCUGGUUUGCGCCAAGCUUAUGAGAUGGGUUUGGUCAGCUCUGCUCAGAUGGUCCAAUAUUUGUCACUGUUUGGAAGGCCCACAAAGGCUAGAUAUUUCUCUCGAGCCUUUCCAGACUUUUUCUCAAGAGGCCUUGUUGGAAGAAUGCUUGCAGAUCCAUCUUUCCUGCAUAAGAUGACCUUUGAGUUGCUAGCUACCGCUAGUACAUCUGUUUGGUGGGAGAUGAAAAACCGUAAGGAGAGGUUCCAAGAAGAAUGGGAUUUGGUGUUUCUCAAUGUAGUUACUGCCACAGUUUGCAAUUUAGCCGUUUUCUGUUCACUUGCACCAUGCCGUUCAUAUAUGAUCCAUAAACUUCCAAAUAAUAUAUUUGAAAAGAGCUAUCCUAUGAGACAGUUUGGUCUUCUAGGAAGAACCCAGUCCCUCUUUAGCAAGGCUGCUGAGCUUUGCCUAGGUGGGCUAGUUAUUGGCUCCAUUCAAGGUGGUCUAUCCAAUGUCCUUUCUGCUGGAAGAGAAAGAAGGUUGUCGAUGACUGUUCCUUCUAUCAGCAACAAUGCUCUUAGUUAUGGAGCUUAUUAUGGGCUUUAUGCAAAUCUGCGGUAUCAAUUUUUAUGUGGUCUUGAUAGAUCAAUGGCGAACCAUUUUGAUGUCCUUGGUGUUGCAAUCUUUUUCGGCACAGCGAUGAGAUUGAUGAAUAUUCAAAUUGGGGAGCUAUCGAGACGUGCCUGGCUUGGUGAGGGGGCAGAUAUGCUUAAUUCGGAUAAUUUAUUGAGAACAUACAAUGGCCCAGCAGCAGAGCUUGCCAUCGAGCAACAGGCAGGGUGGUUUAUGUCCAAGAAUGCAAUUGUAUCUGGCCUAGAACUUCUAGGCAUCAGGUAUGGUGCAGCUGAAGAUGCUUCUCCAAAGCUUCGGCGAAAGAGAAUUGUCCGAAAGAAGUAGGGUGGAUGAGGAAAAACCUAACUAUUCUUUCAACAAACGCUGAGUUCGAUGGUUUUGAUACCCAUGUUGGGACAGUUUUGCUUCAGUUCCGCCAUGCCAUGUGUUGCCUAUCGUAGUAGGAUGGAUGAGGGGGGAAAAUUAUAACUAGUGUUUCAGUUGCCUAUCGAAGUAGGAUGGAUGAGAAAAGAAAUUGUAACUGGUGUUUCAGUUGCAAUUUGGGGCCAAGAUCAAAGGCUUGCUAUUUUUUUACUCAGAGGCGAUUCAUCCGGUUCGCUGAAGGCCCUUACCAUUCUUCUGUGUUGGUUUGAGCAAAGUAUGCCACCGAAGUUCUAACUGUAAUUUCAAGACUAUAGAUACCACCAGACUUCUAGUAAAUACUCGUAUCAGAGAAGCUCAUAUGUUGUUCACUAGAUUUUUUUCAUAUUUUUAAAAAUGGUGUUUUACUUUAUGAGUUGUUCGUAUGCAUUUGCGCUGUAAUUAUGUUUCAAGAUGAAUACUAGUUUCUAUGGUAGUGAAAUUUUAAAAUCUGAUUUGAUGAA